AUGUAAGCCAUGUGCAAGGCAGCCCAAUGAAUUUCUUCUUACGUAUCCUUCCUUUUCUAUUUGUUUCUUCUCCUAGAUUUCCGUAUCAAUGUCCUAUAUAUUUCAUUUAGAACAUAAUUGAAUAUUUUUUUGGACUUAUUUUCAGUUCAUUUUAGUAAAAUUUCAAUUCGAUUAAUUCUAUUCAGUUAAGUUAGUUUCAUCUCACAUUGUUUUCAUUCCGUUAGUUUAUUUUCUCUCAAUAUAAAAGAACAAGGUCGAAGUAUAAAGUUCAAAGUUGUGCGUUGACGAAAGAAGAUAAGAGAGGAAGUAUUUUUCCCUCUUCCUCCUCCUCCCGUACCGUUAUAUCCUCUCUUUUCAAAUUUUUCUCUCUCCUCCCAACCUACACUACUAGUCUACUACAAAGGCACUAAACACAAAGCAAACAACAAAGUGCAAAAACAACCCAAAAAACUACACACCCAAAAAAAAAAAUGACGACGUUAAGAAGACAAAAAUGGCACCAACAACCACCACCAACACCAAGAAUCCUCCACCUUCCACGUCGGAUAUCUCGCCGGAAAAUACCCACAAAAAACGGCGCCGUUAAAUCAAAUUCCGACGUAAACCCAUUUCUCCGGCGACCUGAAAAGGGUAAAUUAGAGAUUUUAUUUGAUCAAGAAAGGGCAUUUUCGUACACUUUACCACCGGUGGUACUCUUGGAUUCUAACGAUAGGGGUAAAAACGAGAAUUUACCUGAUACUGAGGAACAAAAAUGGAGGUUUCAAGCUGAAAUGUUGAGAGCAGAGUGUAAUUUUUUGAGGAUGGAAAGACAAAUAGCCGUUAAAAAGUUGGAGAGAGAAAGGGUAGUUUUGGAAAAGAGUUUGAAAUCUGCUGUUCAUACACUUCUUUCUGGAAAGAAGAAAAUUCGCGAGGGAGAAAGCGCGAAUUCAAUGGUAGAGGAGGAGAUUGAGGAGUUAGCAAAGAAGCUUGUAGAGUUGCAAAGGAGCUCUAAGGUGAAAAGUCCUGAAUUUCAUAAAUGCAGCAACUUUGAUAAGCAAGUAUCUUUGCUUCAGAAACAGCUCGAAAAAUACAGCGAAAUGCAGGAUGAAAGCUGUGUUAAGGAGAUAACAGAAGUAUCAGCAGUUUGUUUACCAACCAAUUCUACAAGAAAUGGAAAGAGUAGAAGUCAUGGUUUGAGAUGCCGGUCCACUAGGUUCACUGAUGUGGAGAAUUUGAGAAGAAAAAUGGAAGGGUUAUCAAAGGGAAAGUUGCUUAAGAGAAUGGAAGAAGAGUAUGGAUUUAUGUUGUCUGCUUCAGCUAACUAUUCUAUUACAAGUUCUGCUUCUACUUCCAAACGAUAUGACCUUGCCGAUUCAUCUUCCAUUUCAUUUCAACAAUCCUCACAGGAGGCUAAGUCAGGGGAUUUAAAUACGUGCUCAGGCCGUUGUAAAGCUAUAGUAAGGAGGAUUAUGGAACAGGUAAAGGCUGAGACACAACAGUGGUCUCAUAUGCAAGAGAUGCUAGGGCAAGUGAGGGCAGAAAUGGAAGAAUUACAGGCUUCUCGCGAUUUCUGGGAAGAACAAGCUCUUGAAGCUGAACAAAAAAUCAAAACCCUUGAUUCUGAUGUGGAGGAAUGGAAACAGAAGGCACUUUCUAUUGAAAUGAAGGAGAAUCAACUGCAAAAACAAGUGCAAGAACUUCAACAAGAGCUUGAAAAACUAAAGGCUGAUAAAAGCUGUGAGAAUCAUGUGAAAGUGAGUAAAGAUAUAGCACCAAUUUCACUAGGAGCCCAGCUUGCAAGGGAGAAAAGAAUACUAAUGUGUCGUGUUAAAGGAAGUAGCAAGCAAACAAGCGAAAAUGCUGAGAAAAAAGAGGUUGAUUACAGUGACGGGAAAAAACAAGUGCACAAAAAUGGCAGCAAGCUUGCAUCGUUGAAUCGACAUCCAUUUAAGGAGAUUAGUAAUCUGUCACCUCUAGUGAGGCAAAAUAGUAGAAGAUAUGUAUACCCUUUACAUUGUCCUAAUGAUUCCUGAACCAGAGGAAGACUUUUGAGAAUGUUAAUGAGGCUUAGAAAUAAAAGCAUCUUUUUUGUUAAUGAUCAAUAGAAAUGAGAAUUAACUUUUGCAUACUU
Beta vulgaris subsp. vulgaris (sugar beet) is the source of this 2110-nucleotide messenger RNA. RefSeq names its product filament-like plant protein 1. The record is from RefSeq and is a predicted model, not a curated record. Lineage: Eukaryota; Viridiplantae; Streptophyta; Magnoliopsida; Caryophyllales; Amaranthaceae. The coding region runs from base 471 to 2012 and encodes 513 amino acids. The transcript has 5 exons.